AUGAAUGCUGACGAGGACUUAUUGGCUGGCCUCUUGGACGACUACGAGACCCUGGAGCCGUCGAUCGAGCUGCAACAUGAAGAACCUACGCCAGAUCUACCACUUCUGGGCAUCCACCAGCUUCUAGUGGAAACGGAGGCCUUGCUCGCCUCUAUCGAAGUCCCUGUCGCCAGUUCUGAAUCUGAAUCUGGGGCUCAGGAGGCCAAGGUGGCCAAGAGGAGACUCAAAUAUGCCAAUAGGAUCAAGAACGAGAGGAAGACGCUGGAAGAAGAAGCGAAAGCGCUGUCAGAGGAACUGCAUCACUUGCAACAUACCAGGAAGAAAGUCAAGUCGCUCUGGGAUAAAAGUUCAGCAAUGCCGCUGUGGAGGGCUAUAGCUACUCGGCAGAUGGAGGGCCGACUAGUCGCUGAAGAGCAGCAACACAAGCUGAAGCAUGCCGUGGAAACUCGAGCAAAGGUGCUGGAGGAGAUCGGGGCGAUGGUCCGAACGAAAUUGGAUCAUGCCGAGCGAGAUGAAAUGACUAUUAUUCCGCAGAAUAAUGAGCUCGACGCCGAUGACUGCGUGCUUUACGAGGAAUUUUUGCAAGAUUUGGACGUGAUUUACGCCGAGACAGACGCAGUUUUCCGAGCCUGUGGAGUUGAAGAAAUGCCCCAAACAUCCUACAGACUGGGGCCAGAUUGGAAGAAAGAUGGCGACCUGGAAUACAUCGACAAGCUGGACCAUGAGGAGACGUGCAGCACGAUGUGGCAGUCCAUGCUCCACGUGAACCGACAGAAGGACAGGCAUCACUACAAUAACGUUGCUGAUUCGGAGAACACAGUUGCAGCCAAGCUACGUAUGCGGCCGAUGCACGAAUCCGGUGAGCGAGUGGACAUGCUCGUUCACUUGGCAAUGCGUCGAUAUAUUGAGGCUGGAAGAAUUGUUAUGGUGUGGCGAGCGCUGUCUCAUGGGGAAGGCGAAUUCGAUGGGAUGCACUCGGACGAAACUGGAUGGUGUCUGGUGCGUCCAAAUGACGAAGAGUUAGACGAAAACUCAUUGAUGCGGACCGUCAUUCAGACCUUCGUGCGCUUCAUUCCUAUGAGCGUUGCAAAUACUGCUGGUCGCGUGGACGGGUUCCAGUUCACCAAGUUCGUCGUGACAUCGGUGGAGAAGGAUGCGGACGAAGUCGCGCGCUUGAUGGAUUCACUUCUUCUCGACGACCCCAAGGACGCAGCAUCAAGCCUAAACACCCGAUAA
Phytophthora sojae is the source of this 1236-nucleotide messenger RNA. RefSeq lists its product as hypothetical. The transcript is spliced from 2 exons. Bases 1 to 1236 code for a protein of 411 amino acids. The record is from RefSeq and is a predicted model, not a curated record. NCBI's taxonomy places the organism in Eukaryota, Oomycota, Peronosporomycetes, Peronosporales, Peronosporaceae.